UCCACCCCGCACCUGCAAACACAUACUCGCCCCGCUCCUCCACCUCGGACACCUUCCAUUCCAUCUGCACACGCAACCCCUGGUCUGGCCGGAUGAGUUACCACCCGGUGGACACGAUAGGGAGUCCAUUCAGAAGAAGUAUGGAUAGUAGGACCACCUACGGCCGCUCCACUGGCACCCCCUCCAGCGGGUUUCGUUCUCAGUCCUGGUCCCGGGCAAGCCCAGGCUCCACGAUGACCUCCUCCUACAAGAGGAGCGUCAAUAUGCCGGUAGCCAGAGCGUACAGCUCCACACUCCUCAGCUCCGCCGACAGCGUUGAUUUCAAUCAAACGAACGGAGACUACAAGCGCUCCAACGAGAAAGAGCAGCUCCAGGGGCUCAACGACCGCUUCGCCGGUUACAUCGACAAGGUGCACUACCUGGAGCAGCAGAACAGCCAGAUCGAAGAGGAGAUCCAGACGCUGCGGCAGAAGCAGGUGUCGCAAUCCCAGCUAGGCGAUUUAUACGACCAGGAACUCCAGGAGCUGCGCUCCAUGCUGGAGCACAUUCACCACGAUAAAGCGCAGAUCCAGCUCGACACGGACCACAUCGAGGAUGACAUCCAGAGAAUUAGGGACCGCUUCGAUGAGGAAGCCCGCAUCAGGGAUGAGACGGAAGGCAUCAUCCGGGCGUUGAAAAAAGAUAUGACCGACUCUGAUUUGGUGAAGUCAGAGUUUGAGAAGAAAGUCCAGUCACUGCAUGACGAGAUUGCCUUUAUCCGCAACAACCACGAAGAAGAGGUGAGCGACCUUUUUGCCCAGGUGCAGGCGUCGCAGGUGACCAUGGAGAGGAAAGACAUCCAGAAGACGGACAUCACCGAGGCGCUCCGGGAGAUCCGCACCCAGCUCGAGGGCCACUCCAACCAGAACCUGCAGCAGGUGGAGGACUGGUUCAUGUGCCGCUAUUCCAAGCUCACUGAUGCUGCGGCACAAAACAAAGAUGCAAUCAAGUCCGCCCGUGAUGAGAUAGCAGACUACCGUCGCCAGCUUCAGUCCAAGACCGUGGAGUUAGAGUCCGUCCGUGGAACCAGGGAGUCACUGGAGAGGCAGUUGAAUGACAUCGAGGACCGACACAACAACGACCUGUCCAGCCUGCAGGAGACCAUCCACCAGCUGGAUAAUGAACUCAAGGGCACGAAGUGGGAGAUGGCGCGUCAUCUGCGUGAGUACCAGGACCUGCUCAAUGUCAAGAUGGCCCUCGACAUUGAGAUUGCUGCAUACAGGAAACUCCUAGAAGGUGAAGAGACCCACUUUAGCACUUUCCCCUACUGCCACACCGUCACCUCCUCUAAGAAGUCCAAGUAUGAGCCUCCCAAACUGAAAGUCCAGCAUAAGUUUGUAGAGGAGAUCAUCGAGGAGACCAGGGUAGAGGAUGAGAAGGAUGAGAUGGACCAGGCCCUGGCUGAGAUGGCCCAGGAGUUUUCUGCCACUCUGGAGGCAGAGGCAACAGAUGAAGGAGAGGAUGAGGGAGAAGAGGGAGGAGAAGAAGCAGAGGGAGAAGGGGGAGAGGGUGAAUCAGAAGAGGUUGUAGCCUCCACUGAAGCCCAAGUUAGCUCCAGCAUGCCUGCUGAGGAGGAAGAGGAGGACAAAGAAGGCAAUGAUGAAGUGGAAGAGGGAGAAAAAGAAGAAGAGGGUGAGAAAGGAGAAGAGGGUGAGGGUGAGAAGGGAGAUGAUACAGAAGGUGGUGAUGAGGGAGAAGGAGAGGGGGAAUUCGAGGAGACAGUCCUGUGCUCUAAAGCCCCAGAAUCAAAGGCCUCUCCUGACAAAGAGAAGGCUGGAGAGGAUGGAAGCGGAGGAGAAGAGGAGACAGGAGAGGGAGAGGGAGAAGAGGAGGGUGAUGAUCAAGAUGAAGAUGCAGGUAGUGACAAAGGAUCCAAAGAUGGAGAUGAUAAGGAUGAGGAAGAUGAGAAGAAAGGAAAGGAUGAGAAAGAAGACAAAACAGAUGAGAAGGCAUCUGUAGCCAAGACAGAGGCUCCCAAAACAGAAGCCCCCAAGAGUGAGGCCCCAAAAGUUGAGGUCCAGAAAGCUGAGUCCCCAAAGCCCUCCAAGCCAGACUCCCUAAAAGUUGAAUCCCCAAAGGCUGGGUCCCCCAAGUCUGAGUCCCCAAAAGCUGGAUCCCCCAAACAUGAAUCUCCCAAAGCUGUAACUCCCAAAACUGAAUCUCCAAAACCUGGCUCCCCCAAAUCUGAAUCCCCAAAACCUGCUGGAUCCCCCAAAUCUGAAUCCCCAAAACCUUCUGGAUCCCCCAAAUCUGAAUCCCCAAAACCUUCUGGAUCCCCUCAAUCUGAGUCCCCAAAGCCCUCCAAGCCAGACUCCCUAAAAGUUGAAUCCCCAAAGGCUGUGUCCCCCAAGUGUGAGUCCCCAAAAGCUGUAACUCCCAAAUCUGAAUCUCCCAAAUCUGAAUCUCCAAAACCUGGCUCCCCCAAAUCUGAAUCCCCAAAACCUUCUGGAUCCCCCAAAUCUGAAUCCCCAAAACCUUCUGGAUCCCCUAAAUCUGAAUCCCCAAAACCUGCUGGAUCCCCUAAAUCUGAAUCCCCAAAACUUGCUGCAUCCCCUAAAUCUGAAUCCACAAAACCUGCUGGAUCCCCCACUUCUGAAUCCCCAAAACCUUCUGGAUCCCCUAAAUCUGAAUCCCAAAAACCUGCUGGAUCCCCAAAAUCUGAAUCCCCAAAACUUGCUGGAUCCCCUAAAUCUGAAUCCCCAAAACCUGCUGGAUCCCCUACUUCUGAAUCCCCCAAACCUGCUGGAUCCCCAAAAUCUGAAUCACCAAAACCUGCUGUCUCCCCCAAAUCAGAAUACCCAAAACUUACAGGAUCCCCUAAAUCUGAAUCCCCAAAACCUGCUGGAUCCCCCAAAUCUGAAUCCCCAAAACCUUCUGGAUCCCCCAAAUCUGAAUCCCCAAAACCUUCUGGAUCCCCUAAAUCUGAAUCCCCAAAACCUGCUGGAUCCCCUAAAUCUAAAUCCCCAAAACUUGCUGGAUCCCCUAAAUCUGAAUCCCCAAAGCGUGCUGGAUCCCCCACUUCUGAAUCCCCAAAACCUGCUGGAUCCCCUAAAUCUGCUGGAUCCCCCAAAUCUGAAUCCCCAAAACUUGCUGGAUCCCCCAAAUCUGAAUCCCCAAAACCUUCUGGAUCCCCUAAAUCUGAAUCCCCAAAGCGUGCUGGAUCCCCCACUUCUGAAUCCCCAAAACCUGCUGGAUCCCCUAAAUCUGCUGGAUCCCCCAAAUCUGAAUCCCCCAAACUUGCUGGAUCCCCUAAAUCUGAAUCCCCAAAACCUGCUGGAUCCCCUACUUCUGAAUCCCCCAAAUCUGCUGGAUCCCCUAAAUCUGAAUCCCCAAAACCUGCUGGAUCCCCAAAAUCUGAAUCCCCCAAACCUGCUGGAUCCCCUAAAUAUGAAUCCCCAAAACCUGCUGGAUCCCCUACUUCUCAAUCCCCCAAAUCUGCUGGAUCACCUAAAUCUGAAUCCCCAAAACCUGCUGGCUCCCCCAAAUCGGAAUCCCCUAAAAUAGGAUCCCCCGAGGCAGAGUCCCCUAAGGGUGAGGCCCCCAAACCAGAAGCUCCAAUGUCAGAGGCCCCCAAGGCUGCAGAAGAGAAAGUAGACAAAAAGAGUGAUUCAAAGGAAGAGAGGACGGUAGAAAAGAAAGACGCAGCCAUGAAAGGAGAUGUGGAGAAGAUUACCCCAGAGGACAAGGACAAGAAGGAUGAGGCUGGGAAAGAGGCAGAGGAGAAGGAUGUUAUCUCAAAUGGAGUGGACGAGAGCCCCACUAAAGAUGACCCGGACCAGAAAGAUGAUCCAAAGGACCAGAAGGUGGUCAUCACCAAAACGGUGGAGACCAUCACCACUGGAGAGGAUGGGGCCAAGCAUGUCACCAAAUCGGUCACUGUCACCGAGACUGUGAAGGAGUCUGAGGAUGUGAUGCAGGAGAAGACAGUCUCCAGCAAGAAGAUGGAGAAACACUCUUCCCAGUCCGUCAAGGUGGUAACUGAAACUGAGUAACUCCAUCCAACCCACUCAGGAGGAACAAAGAUGACAUGACAAAAAGCAAUCAACCCAGAACUAACAUAACAACGAAAUCAUAGAGCAAUAGCGAUGUAAUAAAGAGAACCACUCUCAAACAUACAGAAAAGCAAUGAGAGAAGCCAUAUGAAAGCAUUAAGAACCUUGAAGAAACUCUGAGCCUUAAACAUGCUUUUUAUCUGUAUCUAUUAUGUUUAUCUAAUGAGUGCAAUUGAAAAUAAAUAUGUAAAUGCGCACACAUACAUUCUUGUAUGCAUAGGAUGGACUUGAAUUUAAAUAGCGAAUUUAACUGAGGUGCUACAGUUUGCACUCCCAUUACUCAUCAUGAACUAUUUCCCAGCAGCAUUUGCUCAAUAAAUGUCAUACUGAAA
Oncorhynchus gorbuscha (pink salmon) is the source of this 4423-nucleotide messenger RNA. RefSeq names its product neurofilament medium polypeptide-like. Gene Ontology annotation, biological process: neurofilament bundle assembly. Lineage: Eukaryota; Metazoa; Chordata; Actinopteri; Salmoniformes; Salmonidae. Gene Ontology annotation, cellular component: cytoplasm; postsynaptic intermediate filament cytoskeleton; intermediate filament. The coding region runs from base 93 to 4031 and encodes 1312 amino acids. Gene Ontology annotation, molecular function: structural constituent of cytoskeleton. The record is from RefSeq and is a predicted model, not a curated record. The transcript is spliced from 3 exons.